GAGGAAAAGACCCAAUCGCACCGCCGCCGUAACUCCGUUCCCGAGACCACAGAGAUUCCCUCCUUUUUAUAAAGCCCCCACUCUCUCGUGCUUUCCUUGUUCUCCAUUUCCUCUUCUUUCGAAGCAUUGCUUUUCGCAGCAGCAGACUCUCCCAGCCAAUGGCGGAUCACAGCCACAGGCCCAAAUCCGACAUUUCGUUCGCCGGAACCUUCGCCUGCAGCGCAUUUGCUGCUUGCUCCGCUGAGGUGUGCACUAUUCCCUUGGACACUGCUAAGGUUAGGCUUCAGCUCCAAAAGAAAGCAGCUUCAGGGGAUGGCAUGGCUUUACCAAAAUACAGGGGAAUGCUAGGUACAGUUUCUACAAUUGCGAGAGAAGAAGGCCUAUCUGCUCUUUGGAAAGGCAUUGUUCCUGGAUUGCAUCGUCAAUGCCUAUUUGGAGGGCUAAGAAUUGGGUUGUAUGAACCUGUUAAGGCCCUUUAUGUGGGAGAGAAUUUUGUAGGAGAUGUCCCUUUGUCCAAGAAAAUACUUGCUGCGCUUACAACUGGUGCUCUUGGAAUCACAAUUGCAAACCCCACUGAUCUUGUGAAAGUUAGACUUCAAGCUGAAGGAAAAUUGCCUCCUGGUGUGCCAAGGCGUUAUUCUGGUGCACUGAGUGCUUACUCUACGAUAGUGAGACAGGAAGGAAUUGGGGCUCUCUGGACUGGGAUUGGGCCCAAUGUAGCCCGAAAUGCUAUCAUAAAUGCUGCUGAACUAGCUAGCUAUGAUCAAGUGAAGCAGACAAUUCUUAAGAUUCCGGGGUUUACAGAUAAUGUUUUUACUCACUUGUUAUCUGGUUUGGGAGCUGGGUUUUUUGCAGUCUGCAUUGGCUCCCCAGUUGAUGUGGUGAAAUCAAGAAUGAUGGGGGAUUCUGCGUACAAAAGUACACUUGAUUGCUUCAUCAAGACUCUGAAGAAUGAUGGUCCGUUGGCUUUCUACAAGGGCUUUAUCCCAAAUUUUGGCCGGUUAGGAUCUUGGAAUGUGAUCAUGUUUCUGACCUUAGAGCAGGCUAAGAAGUUUGUUAGAAGCAUAGAGUCAGCUUGAGUUUAGACGAUAGAGAAUGAAGCCAACCCCGGACAGUUUUGCAUGGGGGUGCCCUCCAGAAAUGGUGAAGAUCUAUCUUACUUACCUAGGAAGAAAUAAAAACUUACCUUUUGUUGUUGCUCCCAAUUUUUGAUAUAUACUUCAAGGGAAAAGGUCCUUAAAAGGAAAAACCAUUUAUAGACUUCUCCAACUUGGGAGACUAGUGUAGGGUCCGCACCAGUUAUCCAUCUUUGUUAUAACUUUUCUAUACCGUGGAAAAUGUGGGCAUCAUCAUUAGGUCUCUGCAA
Molecule: messenger RNA, 1366 nt
Organism: Diospyros lotus (date-plum)
Lineage: Eukaryota; Viridiplantae; Streptophyta; Magnoliopsida; Ericales; Ebenaceae
Product: mitochondrial uncoupling protein 1
Exons: 9
Coding region: 159-1079 (306 amino acids)
Biological process (GO): mitochondrial transmembrane transport; mitochondrial transport
Cellular component (GO): mitochondrial membrane
Molecular function (GO): oxidative phosphorylation uncoupler activity
Source: RefSeq, a predicted model, not a curated record